Molecule: messenger RNA, 399 nt
Organism: Aspergillus fumigatus Af293
Lineage: Eukaryota; Fungi; Ascomycota; Eurotiomycetes; Eurotiales; Aspergillaceae
Product: mitochondrial 54S ribosomal protein mL41
Biological process (GO): translation
Cellular component (GO): mitochondrial large ribosomal subunit
Molecular function (GO): structural constituent of ribosome
Source: RefSeq, a predicted model, not a curated record
AUGGCAAUGUUCAAGCCUUCGCAACCGAUGAUGGCGCGAUUGCGCCUGACCACCAAGCAGGUCAAUGGCGGUUACUACAAGGGAAACCGGACUGGAUCAAUGGGUUACUUCGCGAAGAACGGUUCUUAUGUGAUUGAUUGGAAGAAAGUCCGCACAUAUGUUGUCCCUGAAAACUUGGCCGAUUUCAAGCUCACGCCGUUUGUGACGAAACGCAUGGCUCCGACAAAGGGCAAGUACACGAGAGAGAUCGAGAAGAACGGCAGAACGGUUAUCGUCGAGCGAGCGUUUGGUGCGAAGGACUAUCUUGACAUGUGGGCUUCGGAUAACGGACAAGAGGUGCUGGAGCAGGAAAGACUCGAGCAAGAAUCAGCAGCGAGUGAGACAGCGUCCCGGCAAUGA